AUGCAGCCCUUCAAGCUAAACCUCCCCAACGGCGCCCAAUUAACCGGCAUCCACAAUAUCCCACCAUGCUCUUCAUCCCUUCUCAAAUAUCGCCCCCUAAUUGUCGGCCUUCACGGCAGUACUUAUGACUGCCAGUACUUUGACGCCAAUGCCUCACAUUCAGCAUCGAUAACGAGUUCUGCACUGGGAAUACCAUUCGUCGCAAUCGACCGUCCUGGUUUCGGUGGGACAACUUCCCUUCCGCCAACCCCCGCGAUUUCUAGCUUCUUCCAGGAAACCGGCUCCUGGUUACACCAUUACACUCUACCGGCAUUAUGGACUGAGUUUGGUGUCCCAAAUGAGUGCAACUGCAUUGCCCUUCUCUGUCACAGCCUGGGGGCAAUGGGUGGCAUUGUCGCUGCCGCUUUACACAGCCAAGAUACGAAACAGAACAGAACCUCGUUAUAUCCAUUAGGAGGCAUCAUCGUCUCCGGAAUCGGGGAACAGCUACUCCCCGAGAUGAAGGAAAAUCCCGUGCCUUAUGAUCUCCACCACCUACCCACACAUGUCACCUUUCCGUUGGAGAUGAAGGAUAGUCUGAUGUUUCGUCCGGGAACCGCCGACCCAGGGAUUCUAACGAAAAGUGAACAACUGAACAGUCCUACACCGUUUGGAGAAAUUGACAGCUUGCGCACUGGGUGGGUUGGUAGAUGGCAGAAAGAAUGGGCUUGUUUUGUGGUGGCGCCGGUGAUGUUUGGGAUAGCGGAGCAUGAUUGUUUUUUUGAGUCUGGUCAGGCGCAUUUGAGGGAAUGUAUUGGGGCUUUCGAGAAUAGUGGGCGCGUGGAUGGGAGUGUUAUCAAGGGAGCACCGCAUUGUAUGGAGUUGAGUUAUUGGUCGCAGGGGUGGUAUGCGCGGUGUUUUGGGUUUGCUGUGGAGUGCGCUGUUAGUCUUGAAGCGGACAAAGGAUCAUGA
This is a messenger RNA of Aspergillus chevalieri, 951 nucleotides long. RefSeq lists its product as uncharacterized. The coding region runs from base 1 to 951 and encodes 316 amino acids. The transcript has a single exon. The record is from RefSeq and is a predicted model, not a curated record. Lineage: Eukaryota; Fungi; Ascomycota; Eurotiomycetes; Eurotiales; Aspergillaceae.